AGAUCAGUUUGACAACUAUUUGUUCGAAAAGUUUAUUGUUUGUAAAUACUGCACGUGGUAAUUUUGUUAAAUAACAAAAUACUGCUCCUAUUAUUCUAAAUUUUGAUAAAUUUAUCCUCAUAAGGAUGGAUCCUGGCAUUUGCUAUAUAAAAAAGCAAUUUCUUUCAGAAAAUGAAUCUUACGAAAACGAAAAAACAAGUUUAAAAAGAUGCUUAGAUUUAGAUGCGAAUUCAAAUGGCACAACAGAGACCAAAAUUCAAAAACGGGAACAUCCUAAAAAAUUAAAAAGCAAAGGUAUGAACAAAAGUCGUCCUGUAUUCAAAGAAGAUAGAAGUACCGCCUUAUGUAAAGUUUAUGUUAAUGGGCCAACAAAUGAUAUCUGCGAAUUUAAAAAUUGCGUUUAUUCCCAUAAUAUAGAAGAAUAUAUGAAAAAUAAGCCAGAAGAUAUUUCCGAAGUUUGUUAUGUUUAUUCAGUUAAAGGGUUUUGUCCAAGAGGACUUACAUGUAGAUUUUCAAAGUCACACAUAGAUGAAAACUUUAACAACAAAAAAAGUGAAUUCUUUGUUGAACCUUCAAAUAUUAGAUCAAAAAAUGGAUUAACUAGUGACCUUCAAGUGAAAUUGCGGAAAUAUAGUUAUGAUUUUUCAAAAGCUAAAAGCUUAGUAAAAGUAUUUGAUAAAAACGAUGAUCAGGCAGUUGGAGAUCACUCAGAAAAAGACAAUGUACGUGAUACAAAUAAAUUGGUUGGAUGCAUCGUUGAAGACGAAAAAAGAAAAUGCAAAAGUGAGAAGUUUCGUAACAAAUUGUUUUUAAGUCCACUUACAACAGUAGGAAAUUUACCAUUUAGGAGAAUAUGCAAAGAAUAUGGUGCUGAUAUAACAUGUGGCGAAAUGGCUUGUUCAGUUCCUCUAGUCAAAGGAUUAUCGCAAGAGUGGGCAUUGACAAAACGUCACGAAUCCGAAGAUAUUUUUGGUGUGCAAGUAUGUGGAAAUUCUGCUCAAAUAAUAGCACAGUCAGUUCAACUUGUUAGCGAGAAUGUUGACGUUGAUUUUAUUGAUCUCAAUAUUGGUUGCCCAAUUGAUUUGAUUUACAAGUCUGGCGGGGGUAGCGCUUUAAUAAGAAGAACUAAACUUUUAGAAACUAUUACCAGAAGUUGCAGCACACUAUUAGAAGAUAUACCAUUUACAGUGAAAACCCGAACCGGUAUUUAUGCCGAUAAAAGCGUGGCUCACGAAUUGUUACCGAAACUUGAAAAUUGGGGUGCAGCUGCCAUAACUUUACAUGGACGCUCAAGGGAGCAAAGAUAUACUAAAUUGGCGAAUUGGGAAUAUAUCGAAGAGUGUGCUCAAAAAGUUAAUAUUCCAGUAAUUGGAAAUGGCGACAUAAUAAAUUUUUUAGAUUACAAUGAAAAAAAAGAAUUGGCUCCACAUGUGUCCUCAAUAAUGAUAGGAAGAGGCGCCUUAAUCAAACCAUGGAUAUUCAAGGAAAUUAAAGAGCAAAAACAUUUCGACAUAACAAGUUCGGACCGAUUUGAGAUAUUAAAACGUUAUACAAAUUAUGGGCUUGAGCAUUGGGGUUCUGAUACUAGAGGAGUUGAGACAACAAGGAGGUUUUUGUUAGAAUGGUUAUCCUUUUUAUAUCGGUACGUGCCAUACAAUUUAAUUGAACAUCCGCCCCAAAAAAUUAAUCAAAGGCCCCAAAAGUAUUGUGGACGGGAUGAACUUGAAACUCUAAUGUCUUCGCCUAAUUGUAGUGAUUGGAUAAAAAUUAGUGAAAUGUUGCUAGGAAAGGUUCCAGAUGGUUUUCAGUUUUUACCAAAACACAAAGCUAAUUCUUAUUAGAUUUUUUUUUUGUUCAUUUUUGUUCUAAUUUUAAUAUUUUUUUAAAAUGCAUUUUUACAGUAAUUUUGUUAAUAUUAUUUAUUAUCUUCAAAACAUAAUUUUUUUUUGUAAUGUUGUAAUUAAAAACUGCCAAAAAAAGAUCCCUCCGUUACGAGAAAUGCAAUUUUAUCGCAUCGGAAAAA
This is a messenger RNA of Condylostylus longicornis, 2023 nucleotides long. It is a transcript of the gene Dus3, whose product is annotated as tRNA-dihydrouridine(47) synthase [NAD(P)(+)]-like. Lineage: Eukaryota; Metazoa; Arthropoda; Insecta; Diptera; Dolichopodidae. The coding region runs from base 126 to 1841 and encodes 571 amino acids. Gene Ontology annotation, biological process: tRNA processing. The transcript has 2 exons. The record is from RefSeq and is a predicted model, not a curated record. Gene Ontology annotation, molecular function: metal ion binding; tRNA dihydrouridine synthase activity; RNA binding.